Messenger RNA from Cyclopterus lumpus (lumpfish), 1231 nucleotides. RefSeq names its product HAUS augmin-like complex, subunit 1 (gene haus1). The record is from RefSeq and is a predicted model, not a curated record. Gene Ontology annotation, cellular component: HAUS complex; cytosol. Gene Ontology annotation, biological process: centrosome cycle; spindle assembly. The transcript is spliced from 9 exons. Lineage: Eukaryota; Metazoa; Chordata; Actinopteri; Perciformes; Cyclopteridae. Bases 336 to 1157 code for a protein of 273 amino acids.
GGGAGCCAAGAGGGAACGUGACCCGGAAAAGGAGAGCUUUAUCUUGCAUUUGCGUAGUUCUUCAUCUUGUUUUCCUUUAGUUCCUCAAUUCGUUAACGUUACCAAUGUACGACUAUUUUUUUAAUUAAAUAAAAAAACGAAAAUAGUUGUCAACUAAAAGUAGCUUCAACAUUUGCUCCUGCGUCUUGUUGGCCAGUGACCCGGAAGUUAUUAAAUUCAUUUUCGGUAGCGCGAAAACCAGAGUUAAAAGUUUUCGUUUUUUUUUUAGGGCUGUUGCUAUCCCUCCACGUGUAAAGAAGCUAGUCGUUGUGGUCUUUGUCACAUUUGUAUUCACAAUGUGCGAGAAGAUGAAGAAUGUGAACAGCUGGCUCAGCACAGUGUACGGCGAUCAGCCAGUGCCACACUUUGAGGUCAACACAAGGACGGUGGACAUCCUGUACCAGCUGGCACAGUCCAGUGAAGCCCGGUGCAGCGACACAGCUCUUCUCACAGAAGACCUCAAACAGAAAGCAUCCGAGUAUCAGACCGAGGGUGCUCAUUACCGCGAUGUUCUCCUACAAGGCUUCGGUCUGUCCUGUGCAAGCUUGUCAAAGCCCGCUGAUGACUAUUUGUCUGCUUUAGUGGACACGGCCAUGGUGCUUGGAGUCCGAGACACAUCGCUGAGCAGCUUUAUGCUGGCUGUGAACAACCUCACGGACACACUGCUGGAAGAAGAGAAGUCAAACAGGAGACUUGAGAGGGAACUCAGGGCCUUAAGAAGCCGACUUGGUGCUACUCUGGUGAUGCGGAGCAACUUGCAAGAGGACAUCAACAAAACUGUCAAAUCACAGUCAGUGGAGAGCGCUAAAGCGGAGGAGAGAAUGCUCAACAUGGAUUUUGUUAUGGCAAAGGCAAAAGAACUCAGCAGCAGGCGGGAGAGGGCAGAGGCUCAACUUGUAUCCCGGAACAUGGACAAAUCUAUCACCCACCAGGCUAUUGUGGAGCUCUCUGAGGAAGUAACCGCUCUGAAACAAGAAAUAAUCCCUAUGAAGAAGAAACUGGAGCCUUACAUGGACUUAAGCCCAAGCCCAUCUCUUGCUCGAGUAAAAAUAGAAGAAGCCAAAAGAGAAUUGGCUGCACUUGGUUCUCAACUUGAGAUGAAUAUGGAUUUCAAGUGAAGAUGCUUGUAAUGUACAUUUUGAGCUGUACAUUUCUGUGUUUGAAAAGAUAAUAAAGUAAUAUGUCUGGUUGA